UGUCCCUUUUCCCGUUUCACUCCUCGCUCCGCUCCUCCCUCUCUUCAAACGCACCGAAGCUUGGGCGUCAAGGCUUCCCGUCCUCUUCUUUUUCUCUUCUCUCGCUCCGCCGUGGCCUUUUUCUUCUACCCCCUUGUGUCAUCUCUAUCUCCAAAAUUUUGUCCGACAAUGCAAGAAAAAAAAGCCCUAACCGUCGCCAAGGAUUUGUAACAACUCCCCUCCACUCGAUCGUUAUUUUCCAUGGAAAUGGGGGAGGAGCGGGAGAAGGAGAGGUGAUUGGGCUUUCGUUUUGGGCAUGACGUUUGCUCAUCUGGUGCUCGGCUUGCCCCGGCCGGGCCCUGGCUUCGGGAAUUGCGGUCUGAGUGAGAGGCGCAAGGCCUUGGCUUCGGGCGGCGUGGCCUCGCUUGGUUGUAAGGGGAACGGCGGAGUUCAAAACGAGGUUUCUCUGGAGACUAGAUCCCGUUCCUUCCGGAGGGAGAUCUCCGGGCAGGCGAGGGUGAGGGUGAUGAAGGGGCCGGCCGUGGCAAAUGGCCAGGUUCGAUCGGGCGUUGAGGUUCCCGUCACUUGUUAUCAGAUUCUUGGCUUACCUGAGCAAGCUGAAAAGGAUGAGAUUGUGAAAGCAGCAAUGGAGCUGAAGAAUUCACAGAUUGAAGAUGGAUACACAGCAGAUGUCAUUAUUUCCCGGCAGGAUCUUUUGAUGGAUGUGAGGGAUAAACUUCUUUUUGAGCUGGACUAUGCUGGCAAUAUAAAGGAAAAUAUUCCACCAAAAUCUAUUCUUCAUAUUCCUUGGAAUUGGCUGCCUGGUGCCCUUUGCCUUCUACAGGAGGUGGGACAGGAAAAACUGGUAUUGGAUAUUGGUCGAGCAGCUGUGCAACUUCCUGAUGCUAAACCAUAUGUUCAUGAUUUGCUUGUCUCCAUGGCACUAUCUGAAUGCUCAAUUGCGAAGACUGGUUUUGAAAAAAGCAAAGUAUCUGAAGGAUUUGAAGCUCUAGCUCGUGCUCAAUACCUAUUGAGGAGCAAAAUUUCUCUAGGAAAAAUGCCAUUGCUAUCACAGAUAGAAGAAUCCUUAGAGGAGCUUGCACCUGCUUGCACAUUGGAGAUAUUAGACAUGCCUCGCACUCCUGAUAAUGCUGAACGUAGGAGAGGAGCAAUUUCAGCCUUGCGUGAAUUGCUUAGACAGGGUCUUGAUGUUGAAUCUUCAUGUAGAGUUCAAGACUGGUCUUGUUUCUUGAGCCAGGCAAUGAAUAAGCUAAUGGCUACUGAAAUAGUAGAUCUUCUUUCUUGGGACAGCUUGGCUGUUAGUCGCAAGAACAAGAAAUCUCUAGAAUCACAGAAUCAGAGAGCUGUAAUUGAUUAUAAUUGUUUUUAUAUGGGGAUGAUAGCUCAUAUUGCUCUUGGAUUUUCAAAAAGACAAAUUGAUAAGAUCGCUAGAGCAAAAACCAUCUGUGAGUGUUUGCUUGCAUCAGAUGGUGUGGAUUUAAAAUUUGAGGAAGCCUUCUGCUCUUUUCUUCUUGGGCAGGGUGAUGGGACAGCAGCUAUUGGAAAACUUCACCAACUUGAAGUCAAUGGAAAUUCAACUUUACGGACUUUUGAUCCAACUACAGUAAGAGACAACAAAGUCAAGGGCACUGUUAAUCAGUUGUUGGAAACAUGGCUGAAGGAUGCUGUUCUAUGUCUGUUUCCCGAUACACGAGAUUGCUCUCCAUCAUUGGCCAAUGUUUUUGGGGGCCCAAAGCAGAUUCUAAGUGUUGGCAAGCAAAAAAUAGGAAACAUGAAAAGGGUCCCUUCUACUAGUUAUCGACCACCAUCCUUUGUUCUUUUUCCUGUCCAUGGAGCGUCUGCAGAGCAGAAGGCACAUAUUAAUUCAACUAGACAUCUGGGUGAAGCUGUCAAGCAACUUGCACCAGCUGACCUUCAGAGUCAACCAGCUUUAGUUAAGGGUCCUGGUAGCCCUAGUGGCGCAUGUUUUCAGCUAAAGAGAAACCUUGGAAUAAAUCACACAGAAAGUUUGAAAGGCUGGUAUUUGGUAGGAGACAUAGCAGGGAAAGCUGUAAGUACUACUCUUGCGGGAUGCUUUCUACUCGGUGCCUUUAAGCUCUUCAAUAUGCAAUUUAUUCACACUAAGUUUUCACAUAAAUGGCACUCUGGUCACCCAAUGAGCCAAGAAGCCCUCGCCUGGACCAUGAGUCAACAUUCAGGCUUAAAAAGUGCUUCUGGCUUUAUUGAUAGAAACAUUUGGGCCCAGCUUAGGAACCUGUUGAUUCCAUUCAGGAGACACCUUAAGCAUCAAAAAGAUGCUGAAACUUUGCAGAAUUCAUGGCCCACUGAUGAUCUCUCACUUCUACCUGCUGUUGCUGGUAAUUUGCUACAAAUGGAACAAAUGGCUGUGGAAGAAGCAGAAGCCCUGGUGAAGCAAUGGCAAGACAUCAAAGCUGUGGCACUGGGUCCAAGCUAUAAAAUACAAGCACUCUCAGAGAUUCUUGCUGAGUCUAUGCUUUCAAAGUGGCAAGAUUUAGCACAUUCAGCAAAAGCUAGGUCAUGUUUUUGGAGAUUUGUUUUACUGCAUCUGUCUAUUCAGCGGGCUGAUAUAAUAUCAGAUGGAGUUGGUAGUGAGAUUGCUGAAAUUGAGGGUGUACUAGAAGAAGCUGCUGAGCUUGUUGAUGAGUCUCAGCUGAAUAAACCAAGUUAUUACAGUACAUACAAAGUUAAAUAUAUUUUGAAAAGGCAAGAUGAUGGUUCAUGGAGAUUCUGUCGAGGCAGCAUCCAAAAUCAAAUUGUUCAACAGAAAAUCUGGUCACGUCUUCUGCACUGCUACAGUUUCAAAAAACAAAAAGUAACAAGAAUGCCAGAAUUGGGUAUAAAGAAAGUAGCAUAUGGAGGAGAGAUUUUUCUUUAAACAAAAGAGUUCAAAUUUUGGUUGAAAUGAGAGCUGCAUUUUAGGAAGAUGAUUGUUUUGUUGAUACUAUUAGAUUUUUUAUCAUAUCAGUGUCAAGUGUUUGGAUGCUUUUAUACCGUGAGGUUAUAUAGAUAUUUAGCACUAAAGGGAACCUUUGGAUUGUUAGCGGGUGCAGUCUGUCUUGGUCUGUGGUGAUUGGCUGUGCCCGUGCAUAGUAUGCUUGGAUCCCGUCUAGGGGGUGGUCUGGUGAAGAUGGAGUAUCUCCCCACUUGCCUUCAGCCUUUUAAUAUUAAUGGUGAAGGGAAAAUUUUCUUAUACGAUAUUCAAAUUGAUGCUCCACCUUUUCUUUUCUCUUGUUUUCUCAAAACAUCAUCAGAUCGACAUUUGAUAAAAGUUCACAUAGUAUCUGAUAGGCCUUAUGUUUGGGUAGUCUAAGCAAUGGUCUCUUAAUUGUUUGACAUGCCAAUAAUCAUAUAAUUUCAAGGGGGAACAGAAGGGCAAAUCGAUGCUAUGGUUGGAAAAAGAAACAAUCAGCAGCUUCAGAGCAGGUAAUUGUGACACCACAGGAUUCAAUAAAGCUCUGCUCGCAUACACCUUAAAGAAAGAAAGAAACACUGGAAUGGCACAAUCCAAUAGGCCUUAAUUGAAAGUUAAACCUUCAGGGGAACAGACUUUUUCCUAGUCUAAUGUUCCUAAACAUCUCCAUCGACACCUUGCUCUCUCUCUCUCGUGAAAGAAAGCUCAAGUGCUACAAAGAUGGUUAACAAAUUCCAAUAACAAACACCCAAAGAAAGAAGAGCUCUCCUUCCCUCGAAAUCCCACAGCUAAUAACGUCACAGAGUCAGGAACUGUACA
This is a messenger RNA of Elaeis guineensis (African oil palm), 3751 nucleotides long. RefSeq names its product plastid division protein CDP1, chloroplastic. Gene Ontology annotation, biological process: chloroplast fission. Gene Ontology annotation, cellular component: chloroplast inner membrane. The record is from RefSeq and is a predicted model, not a curated record. NCBI's taxonomy places the organism in Eukaryota, Viridiplantae, Streptophyta, Magnoliopsida, Arecales, Arecaceae.